Molecule: messenger RNA, 1318 nt
Organism: Oppia nitens
Lineage: Eukaryota; Metazoa; Arthropoda; Arachnida; Sarcoptiformes; Oppiidae
Exons: 2
Coding region: 180-1238 (352 amino acids)
Source: RefSeq, a predicted model, not a curated record
GAUGCGAUAAACAGUUACGUCAAUAUCCCCUGAAAUAUCCGUUACCAAAAUUUACGACCCGAUUGCCAUUCAAACGCAAUCCAUUGGACUUAACUAUCGAUUCGGAAACAUUGGCCGACUGGUCGUACAGACAGUUCCCUACGAGUCAGAUAUCGGCCAAAAACUAUCACAAUAUAGUAAUGGUUGCCAAUUCAAUUAUGUCCUACUAUUAUCCGACUCUAACAUCGGAGGACAGUUACUAUCAUAUGUUACAGGACACGAUCUUUACGUUUCUAAUGGACGAUCACACCGAAGAAUCGUGGCGUCAACACAACGGCCAGCAAAUGGACAAAUGUCGUCUGGUUUGGACACAGAUGACCAGUAUGUUUGCAGUGGCCGCCAGUGGCCAUCAAUCAAACCCGAAUACGUUGCCUGUUGAUCGUAUGGAGCCGUUUAUCGGGGCUAUUAUACCGACAUUUCAGACAUACUUCAGGCAAAUGAGUGCCGAACAGUGGACACGAUUUGUCAGCGCGAGACUCGAGUUUGCCGCCGGAAAUAUUGAGGAAACGGAAAUACUUCGCCAAAACGGUGGUCGGUUUGCUUCGUUUGACGAAAAAUUACGGAUUCGCCGCAAAACAGUUGGCCUAAAACCGACACUAUUGUCUGUUACCUAUGGCCUCGAUAUAGACCUACCGGAGCGCGACUGGUCUGAUCCGCGUAUGAAACAGUUGGUCUCAUUAGUUGUCGAUUACUGUAUUCAUACAAACGAUAUAUUUUCGUUUGAAAAAGAGUUAGUAAACGGCGUUAAAACCAUAUUGAAGACAACGACAACUACUACUACUACUACCACUAAUGGCAAUGAUGUCAACGACAUCGACAUCGGCACCGGCUAUACUAUACUAUCGUCGACCGAUUCUGCUAACCAUACAGAAUAUGAGGCCAUGAAACAGUUGACCAACACUGUGGCCAUGAUUGCCAUUGAACGCCAGUGUUCAUUACCCGAGGCACAGUUGAUUGUAGCCGAAAAGAUUGGCCAAUUGGACAAACAAAUCGUACAACUGAUCUACGACUGGACUGCACACGACUGCAACAACAACAACGGCAACUGUGGCGGCACUGAUGCCAGUGGUGGUAGUAGUAGUGGCCAACAGUUAUCAUCGCUAAGUCCCGGUGGUCAUGAAUUUCUGCGGGCAUUAAUCUAUAUGCCCGGCGGUAUCUAUCGAGGAAGCGAGUGCUGCGAUCGGUAUAUGAUUAUAUGAAAAAGGGUGGCGGGAUCUAAGUGAGGGGGGUUUGGGGGAACAAACAAAAUUAAUUACAUAAUAAUAAUUGCUAAUUAUAU